This is a messenger RNA of Hermetia illucens (black soldier fly), 2319 nucleotides long. It is a transcript of the gene Oda, whose product is annotated as ornithine decarboxylase antizyme. Gene Ontology annotation, molecular function: ornithine decarboxylase inhibitor activity. NCBI's taxonomy places the organism in Eukaryota, Metazoa, Arthropoda, Insecta, Diptera, Stratiomyidae. Gene Ontology annotation, biological process: positive regulation of protein catabolic process. The record is from RefSeq and is a predicted model, not a curated record. Gene Ontology annotation, cellular component: nucleus; cytoplasm.
GGCAGCGCCAGUUCAGUGCGAAUUUGUUCGAGAAAUCAAGCACACGUAGAGUACCUCCAGGCGUUCAAGUGCGAGUGACAAAGAUAGAGAAUUCGAGUGAAAAUUUUCGCAGUGAAGUGAAAAGUUCCAAUUAGAUUUUUCUUGCGUGAAAAUCAACAAAAGCAGAAGUUGCAUUUAUUCCUUAGAAAAGUCUCCCCGUAAGCUGCAACCAUUGAGAAAUACCAAUAUGCCGUCGAUAAUGAAUAGUAAUCGGGAACCAAUGUUUAGUAGUAGUAGUAGUAGUAGAAGUAGUAGUAGCGUCAAUAAACGCACUAUGUCUACCUCUUCCAACGCUACCACUAUGUCGACUGAAUCCUCCUACUGUAUCUCUCUCGGUGUUGGGCCUCUGUGGUGGUCCGAUGUCCCUGCCCACCACAGAACAGAUCACGAUAGGGCGUCACUUUUAAAUGAUUACAAUCGAAAAACUUCUGUAGCUUCAGCUUCAGGCUCGAGUAGUAAUUCGGAUGACUACUCUGAUACUGAAUUUUCUGAAUCAGCAUUUGAUGAUGUUCUUUCGACACGCUCCGAUGACGAUUGCCAUGAAGUAGUCAACAAGAUCGUUCAGCAAAAAACACCUACUCGCGUUCUUAUCAACUUGCAUGUAACUGAGAAUGCGAAGACCACCUGGGAUACGGUCUUGAAUCCAAUCAACAACAUCUUAUAUGUUGAUUUACCGGAGGUACUACCGCAGGAGGGAUCAAGACAAUCAUUCAUCUCCUUACUAGAAUUCGCUGAAGAGAAAUUGGAAGUGGAUGCGGUCGUACUUUGCAUGGCUAAAGAUCGUCAGGAUCGUUCGAAACUCGUCAAAACAUUUUUAUUCCUCGGCUUCCAACCGCUGAGCUCCAAGUCGCCAUUAGCUCCACCACGCGACGAACACCACGACGAGAAAAACUUGUUCCUCAUCUAUAAUAUCGAGGACUAAAUCAUCUUGCUGAUUCCAUUUAUCAAUAAACACAAUUUCGUGUGGAAGUAGAUUUUUGUCAAGUCCUUUUUCCUUUCAUUUCGUUGAUGAGUUUUCCACACAAAUAUGAUUUUUUUCCAUCAAAAAGAAAUAAUAAUUUAGACCCCGAACACAUGUAAAGGGUAAAAGGACACUUUUUUGCUUUUUUUCCAUUUAUGUAAGUCUUUGAUUCAUUUGGCUCUGCGUUCAAAUUAAUCCCAUAAACUUUCACUUUACUAACAAUUUACUAUAAAAUUCAAUGUCAGCUGAGUAUCUAAGCAUUACUACAUCACAUAUUUCGUAUCGGCUGACAAACCCCUUAAAAUUAACAUCUGGAUUAAGCUAUGUCUUUUCAAUGUAAUCAUUUAGGAGAAAUGCUGUAUCGUAUUUUAAAAAUAUAAAAAAUACAAAAAAAAAUUUAAAAAAUGAGAAAAUGUAAAAAAAAAAUAAAAAAACAAUGGAAAAUUACAAAAACAUAAAUUAGCAUAAGAGACAGAUAUGGAUAGAGUGCACUACACUAUUGUUUAUAGAGAAAUUUUCAUACUAAAUUUUUGUAAUAGCAACACCAAAAUUGAGCCUGUACGCGUUUCUGUCUAAACAUAAAACUAGUGGUUUUCAAAUUGAAAUUUCUCUUCCGGUAAAACGGGCUCAAUUUUCCGAUUUCAAUUUCAUGCUACUUUAUUCGUUCCGAAAAUAUAACUUAUUGAUCAACCACAAUAGGGCAAGAGGCGUUAAAAAGUGUGAUAAUGUAUAAUUGUACAAAUUUGUGCAAAUUAUUGUUUAAUUGUUUGAAUCAAUUCAAAUGGUUUUUUAUAAAAACGCGUUACAAGCACAGUAUUUUUUAUAAGAGCAAUUUAGAACCACCACGUAUUACUUGAAAGAUCCCAACUAACAACUUCAAGAGCAAAAGUGUGCUGCUGUGUUUCAAAUAGAAAACAAAACAACAAUUGAGAAUCCCUUUUUGUAACCUUUUCAUCCUAUUGGAUUGUGUUUUGUCGUCUCUUUCAUCGAACCACUGUAGAGUUUUAAGCAAAUAUUGCUAGGUCUGUUUUGAUAUGGACAUUUCUUAAUCAUAAUCAUUGUAUACAUAAAAAGUACAUUCAAUUCAAGUAGUUUUUUCUGUUAUUUUUAGAGAUUUUUAUUCAAUGUCUUACUUUAUAAAUGCAUAUUUAUUCUGUAAACGAGCAGAAAGUGAAUAUCGAUAAGUGUUCCUUUUGUUUCGGACUAUUUUGUUAUAUAUUUUUAAAUACGAUAUGGUUUAAAUAAUGAAAUACAUGUAUUCUCUUUAUCACACAUUUGCUAAAAUUUAUAUAUGUUCAAAAUAAAGUACGUGAAAAUAA